Messenger RNA from Acaromyces ingoldii, 1753 nucleotides. RefSeq names its product Phosphoacetylglucosamine mutase. Gene Ontology annotation, biological process: carbohydrate metabolic process; UDP-N-acetylglucosamine biosynthetic process. The transcript has 4 exons. Lineage: Eukaryota; Fungi; Basidiomycota; Exobasidiomycetes; Exobasidiales; Cryptobasidiaceae. The record is from RefSeq and is a predicted model, not a curated record. The coding region runs from base 80 to 1753 and encodes 557 amino acids. Gene Ontology annotation, molecular function: phosphoacetylglucosamine mutase activity.
GGGUAAGUAAAUUGGAGCACGCGCCAACACCAAACCAACACUGCCCUUUGUGUCCUUCUCGACUGCCGCACAAACAACCAUGUCACUACCGAGCGCCAUCUCUGCCGCCGCGGCGCACACCGAGGGCCUGCCCACGAUGCUCAUCGAGGAGGCCUACAAGGAGUACCCUAAGCCUGAGGGCAUCAAGUUCACCUAUGGAACUGCUGGCAUCCGCACAAAGGGCGACAUCCUGCAGAGCUCCUGCUUCCGAAUGGCCCUCAUCUCGGCUUUGAGGAGCAAGAAGCUGGGAGGAAAGAUGGUUGGCGUCAUGGUGACAGCCAGCCAUAAUCUUGAAGAGGACAACGGCAUCAAGGCCAUUGACUCGAGGGGCGAGAUGCUCGAGUCGUCCUGGGAGCCCUACUGCACCGAAGCCGUCAAUGCCAACUCUGCCAAGGAGCUCAUCGCCGUAUUGGACCAGCUUGUCAAGACGUGCAAGGUCGAUCUGUCCGUUCCAGCUUUGGUCAUCUACGGCCACGACACGCGGCCGACUUGCCCCAUGCUCGUCAAGGCCGUCGUCGAGGGACUGGCCACGAUGGGCGCCACCGUCAUCGACGCUGGCCUCAAGACGACGCCUCAGCUCCACUACCUCGUACGAGCCCACAAUACACAGGGCACGCCCGAUGCGUACGGUGAACCUACCGAGAUGGGCUACUACGACAAGCUCAGCAAGGCUUUCGCCAAGCUUGUGGCUGGCAAGCCGCCAAAGACGACCCUCGUCGUCGACUGUGCCAAUGGUGUGGGUGCGUAUGCGCUGAUGCAGCUGCAGCAGCACAUUCCCGAGUCACUCCUCAAGGUCAGAGCGCUGCGGACGGACAUCAAGACGCGGGGCGCCCUCAAUGACGGCUGCGGUGCCGAUUACGUCAAGACGAACCAGCGCCUUCCCCUGGGCCUCGAAAAGGAAAAGGGCAUCGAGGCGGGCCAGAGGCUGUGCUCCUAUGACGGCGACGCCGACCGCAUCGUAUAUUACUACCUCCGCGGCCCUCCCCAGCAAAAGGAGAGCUUCAGGCUGCUGGACGGCGACAAGAUCGCCAGCUUGGCCGCCGAUCACCUCAAUGACCUCGUCAAGCGCGCCGGUGUUGCCAUUGAAGUUGGCUGCGUCCAGACGGCCUAUGCCAAUGGCAGCUCGACAAAGUACCUCGAGCAGCGCGUGCCCGUUACAUGCACGCCCACCGGCGUCAAGCAUCUCCACCACGCGGCCGAGCGCUAUGACGUGGGCGUCUACUUUGAAGCCAACGGGCACGGGACGAUUCUCUUCUCGUCCGAGGCCCAGCAGAAGAUUCACGAGACAUCGCCCUCCUCUCCGGCGGCAGAGGACGCCCUGGAGCAGCUCAAGUCGCUCAUCGACCUCAUCAACCAGACCGUUGGCGACGCUCUCUCGGACAUGCUCCUCGUCGAGGUCAUUCUCCGCACCAAGGACUGGGAUUGCCAGGAAUGGGACAGCGCAUACGAAGACCUGCCCAACAAGCUUCUCAAGGUCAACGUCAAGGACCGUUUCAUGUUUGUCACCGAGGACGCAGAGCGAAAGCUGGUCAAGCCAGAGGGCCUCCAAGCCAAGAUUGAUGAGCUCGUGGCCAAGUACAAGGAUGCCCGGAGCUUCGUCCGGCCGAGCGGGACAGAGGACUGUGUCCGUGUGUAUGCAGAGGCUGGUGUCGCCGGCGAGCUCAACUCCUUGGCAAACGGCGUGGCCAAGCUCGUCGCUGACUUUGCUGCCUGA